Mytilus californianus (California mussel) is the source of this 3263-nucleotide messenger RNA. RefSeq lists its product as uncharacterized. The transcript is spliced from 17 exons. The record is from RefSeq and is a predicted model, not a curated record. Bases 1 to 3168 code for a protein of 1055 amino acids. Gene Ontology annotation, molecular function: endo-1,3(4)-beta-glucanase activity. Lineage: Eukaryota; Metazoa; Mollusca; Bivalvia; Mytilida; Mytilidae.
AUGUUGACCUUGGUGGUAACUUUUAGUGUAUUACAAAAUGUUGCUGGUUUAUUACCUAAUGGUUGCCACCGACUGGAAGACCUUCCGCUAGAUACAGCUGAUCCUGGCACUAUAUUUGGAACAAAUAAUGAAAUAAAUCAGAAAGCGCCACCUCACAGAACUGGUAACCUUCGAUCACAACGCCCUCUACCUACUCAGCACUUUGCUAGCAAUGCCAUAAAAGCAUCGCCUGUUCCAAUGAUUCUGUAUCCAUAUGAAGCCUUAAUGGGGAGUGAUGGUAUGGUCUAUGACGCCUAUACUUUAGAUAGAUGGUCCGACCCUGACAGGUCGGACAUGAUGUUACAGCAGUCUGCUAGUGUUGCUGGACAAUCUUGGAAUAAGCUAUGGUCACUUGGAACAAAUAUGAAACAGAUGACCUCCGGUCCAGAUGGCAACAAGGGUGGGGUAUUCACAGGUAAAUCAGGGGUGAGGAUUGGAAUAUCUGGAAGUUCGGAGCCUGUCAUGACCGAUUUUGGAGAUUUAUAUGCCAACUUUGAAUACCAUGGAAACGGUGGAACAAUGGAGGUCCCAUUGGUCAGAGGUUCUGCUCUUUUAACGCACAUAUUUACAAAUGCUGAUCCAGUAAUUAAACCAUAUUGUUUAAGCAAUAUAAAUGGUCAACAAACUCACUUUGACUGUCCUAAAGAAGCAACAGCAUUUGAUGGAGGAAGUGGACAUCUAUCAGGUACAUGCAGUGGUGGAACUUUGCAUAUCGUACUAGACAGCGACAAACCUAUACAUGACAUUACACGUUUACAGUAUGCAGUUAAUUCGUUGUCAAACUGGCGUUCAGGAAAACAUGGAAUGCGGAACUGCGACAAGAACUCCUGUCAUCUCUCUAACGAAGAUAAACGAGUCACUAUAAAUAUUCCUAAUUCACAUGGACAAAUGGCAUUUGCUGUCAACUACAUCGGACAUUAUCUUUUACCUGGGAAUUGGGUUCCAAACCCACAACAAGUAACGUGUAGUGGAAAAAGGGAUAAAGAGUAUGCCGAAAAAGAAGUGCACGAAAAGCGCGCGAUUUGUCAUCCAGGUGACAUUUCUGCAUCAGCAGUCUGCGAUGUCAAUAGAAACAUUGAUAUAACUAUUGAUCUGGGUUCAAGUGAUAUUCCGAUUGAAAAGAUACAAUAUGCAAUGGAAGGUUCGGAUGUUUGGCAUCACCCUCCAGCAAUGCACAAUUGUAAACCGGAUCGUUGUUCACGUACUGGUAGAUUUAUUCAUAUCAAACUCACAACUUUGUCUAAUAAUUUCAACUAUGCAGUUAAUUUCAUUGGUUGUACCACAGUUCCAGGUAACUGGAUUGAUCAACCCCUCACUGGAACAUGUGGAGCCAGUGUAAAUACACCCUCACCAACCUCUGCGCCAACACAAAUGCCAGUCCAAACACACAAUCCAGUAAUAACAAACCCUACACAGGCUCCACAUAAUACUGGAACAGGGACUGUACAAGUAAAACAUGGAUCGAAGUUCAUUAUGGAGUUGAAUGAACCUGGCGAUGAGCUUCCAAACCAAACAAGAAAGUAUUUGAUUUAUUUUUCACAACCAGUUACUCCACAUGUCAAUCAAGGUCAAAGUACGAUAAACUUUACUCCAACAAGUGGCGGAAAAUACAAUGGCAUCGUUCAACUGGCGUACCUUGGUGCUGGCCCGCGUGGAGAUACGACACAUAACAAUGAUUUAGAUAAAUAUUUGGGCGUUUACUCAUACAAACCCUCAGCGGGCUAUUGUGUUUCCGAGGAGGUCAAUAAAACCUUUGUCAGCUUUGAUUGGAAUCCAAACAAUCAACAUGCAGUUAAAUCUAUGGGCGAAUUAAUGAUGAUAACGAUGCCUCAUCAUGCACUGAUCCUAAAGAAAGAUUAUGCAAGUCAUUUGAAGAGUACAGUAUAUGGCUUUGAAGGAUAUGUUGGUAGCAGUUGGCUGAUGGAAAUGGACAUGCCUAGAGCUGCAAUGGAACCUGAAAAUGCCGCUGUGAACAUGAUAAAAAGAAAUGCACAACAGAAUAAGGACAUGCUGGAUGCUAUUGCGAAGGAUGCAUCUGAAACCAUUUUAGAUCAGAUAUGUGGUAGAGUAGACAGUUAUGGGGGCGGUAAAGAAAUCGGCAUGUUGGCAAGACUUGCUAGUAUAUCACGUGCUUUUAAUACAAACCAUUACCAGAAAUUGGACUCUAGCAUAAAGAAUUGUUUGGAGAAAUGGCUUCGAAUAGAUGAUACUUUGUAUGAAAUGUGGAAGUUUAGAUACGAUAGUGUUUGGGGAGGAAUGUUUCUGAGAUCUACAAAUAGUCGUACGUUGGACUUUGCUUCUGACUUUGGAUUCACUUUCUACAAUGACCACCAUUUCCACAUCGGAUACUUUCUAUAUGCAUUAGCCUACUAUGUUAGACAUGAUCAGGCAUGGGGAAAACAGCAUAAGCACAGAAUCUACGCCUUGGCACGGGAUGUUGGUAAUCUAAGUUAUAAAGACAAACAUUUUCCUGUUGCCAGACAUAAAGACGUAUAUACUGGAUUCUCGUGGGCAUCUGGUAUUGCUCCUGGUAUAAGACAGGAAGAAUCUUCAUCUGAGGGUUUAAAUUGCUAUCAUGCUCUGGCUGCCUUGGGCGAUGCCUACAACGACUCUCGUCUUAAACACACUGGACAGGUGCUAUUGGCUAUGGAGAUUGCUUCAGUCAGAGAGUAUUGGCAUGUCAGGGACCAUAACUACAACCAUUUCCCACCACUAAUACAAAAAUUUGGAGCUGUCGGUAUGAUCGGAGAACAAAGUUUCUAUUUGUACACACUCAACUGGCCAUGUGAUCCUAACGUGUUCCCACAGCGACAUGCUUGUCUGAUUGGAAUACAGGUCAUGCCUAUAACAAGUGUAUCCAAAUAUUGGUUGGAUAAGGAUUGGGCUAAGCAUGUGCUUAAUUCUUGUACUGAAGCAGUCAAUCCUACCUCAGCAAAAGAUUACCAUUUAACAGGAGGAAGUAGGCAACUUAAUUCAGGAUGGAAAGCAUUCUGUUAUGUUGCUAUGGCACCUUAUGAUGCUGCCCAUGCUACAGAAGCUGCUAAUUAUGUCAAACAGCAAUCACCACGACACCUAGUGGGUGGCACUAGUUCCUCUAGUACACUUUUAUUUAUUUAUGGACGUACAUAAAAAUUUGGCAUAAAAGAAGACAAACAGUCACAUUUUGUAUACUUGUAUUAUGAAUCUUUGUUUUCAUUGUACAUAUAAAAUUAAGCUUGACAUUC